Messenger RNA from Periconia digitata, 609 nucleotides. The record is from the annotation of a GenBank genome assembly. Lineage: Eukaryota; Fungi; Ascomycota; Dothideomycetes; Pleosporales; Periconiaceae.
CGCCUCUGUCUACUUGUCUCUCUGUUCCCUUCCACCCAUGUGCUUAUCCAGCACCUUCCCCGUCCUUGUUCAUUUGCCCUCUCUUCACUUGUCUCCUUGUAUUUUCCUCCGCCCUUUUCGACCGCCCACCUUCCUUCUCCACCUCCAUCCUUCCUCCCGUUUCCUCCAUGCCCCGCUCUGUAUGUCGACAACUUCAUUGCGUCCACCUCGCGUGGUAGUCCCAUGAAGUCAAGCCAGCAACCCAGGCGCAGACACGAUGCAUUCGCUCUUGACGUGAUAGUCUCGCUGUUGUUUAUUGGGUUCAACGCAGAGUCUGGCGAUAAUUCGCACUCUACGGAACUUCGUCGGAACUCACGACCUUUCUGGAAUUACAGAUUGUCUUUUACUGUCGGACACAACGGCAUUGAUAGUACUGUCGGAACCAUCGACCUCUCUGGAAUCUCGGAUUGUCAUGUCCUGCCGGAACCAUCGGCCACUUUGGGAUUCACAGAGUGUUACAUCUUCAGAAGUUUGUAUUCAACUACUUACUUUCUGGCGGGUCAUCGCGCUUCCAUGCCGAGCACCGCACCAUGGCCUCAGGGUCUCCAGACAUUCAACUGCCAUUACUAA